Messenger RNA from Dromiciops gliroides (monito del monte), 3423 nucleotides. Its product is annotated as zinc finger protein 2 homolog. The record is from RefSeq and is a predicted model, not a curated record. Lineage: Eukaryota; Metazoa; Chordata; Mammalia; Microbiotheria; Microbiotheriidae. The transcript is spliced from 6 exons. Gene Ontology annotation, biological process: regulation of DNA-templated transcription. The coding region runs from base 212 to 2326 and encodes 704 amino acids.
CCCCCCUCCCCGCCGGAAGACGUGCUACCUGGCUGGGGUUAGUGUGCGCGAUCCUGCGCAGGGCUCGGGGGCGAUUCCGUGUGCUUGGGUCGGCCUCCUGCCUAGGAAGAGAAGGGACAGAUGUCUCCCCCUUUGGGAUCCUUGUUCCUUCCCAGCUCAGCCUGCUGAAGACCAAGACCUGGCCCAGUCAGGGAGCCUGGAGCCAGAGGUUAUGGCCCCUGGAACCCAGAGAUCCCCAUCCCGGGAGUGGGUGACACUCAAGGAUGUGGCUGUGGACUUCACUGAGGAGGAGUGGCGCCUCUUGGACCAUUCUCAGAAAGAUCUGUACAGGGAAGUCAUGCUGGAGAAUGUCCAGAACCUUCUUUCCCUGGGACUUCCAGUUCUUAGAGAAGACUUGACCUUCCCUUUUCAGCCAGGGAUGGCGGAGCCAAAAGGCCCAAGGAGCUCCUGUCCAGAUGCAGAGACCAGUUUGGAAGUGAAUGAGAACACUACAAAGCUAAGAAAUUUUAUGGAAGAAUCUGGCCUCCCCAAAUUCAUAAGUGACAGUGCCUGUGACUUCAAUUUUAGAGGAAUUUGUCACUCUAAUACCAAGGUAGAUAACAAUCCGAAGAGUGACUAUGAAAUUAAUGAAAUCGGAAAGAGAGCCAGAAUGUCUUCUAUCCUAAAUCACAGUAAGAAAAUGACUUUGGGAAAGGACUGUUUUCAGGACAGUGAAUCUAGCAAAUGUUUUCCUGAACAAGUAGAGCUUUUUAAGCCUCAUGAGAAACCUCCUGAAAUGCAGAUUUAUCAUGGUAAGCAACAGGAAAUGGCCCUUAGCUGGAGUUCAGACCUCAUCAGACAUCAAAAAAAUACUAGAGAAUUGCUUUAUGUAAGUGAUAAAAGUGGAAAGACCUUCAAGCAGAACUCUAAUCUUACUACUCAUGAGAAAAUUCACAUUGAAAAGGAGCCUGAUGAAUGUAAUGAAUGUGAAGUAGCCAUUUCUCAUCACUCAUCUCUUCCUUAUCCUAGAUUUCGUACUGGAAUUAAAAAAACAUAUACCUGUAGUCAGUGUGGGAAGGUCUUUGGUUGGAACUCAGAUCUUAUUAGACAUCAGGAGAUUCAUACUGGAGAGAAGUUUCAUAAAUGUAAUGAAUGUGGGCAAGGCUUCUGCUAUAGAACACUCCUUAUUGGACAUCAGAGAAGCCACACCGGAGAGAAACCUUAUGAAUAUAAUCCAUGUGGAAAGGUUUCAGAUAUAGCUUCAAAUAUGACUUCACCUCAGAGAAUCUGCACUGGUAAGAAAAACUGUAAGCAUAAUCAAAAUGGAAAGGCUCCAAUUGGAACUCCAAAGAGUUCCAAUCUUGUUGUACAUCAGAGAAUCUGUGCUGGAGAGAAACCUCAUGAAUGCAAUCAAUGUGGAAAGACUUUCCACAAGAAGUGUCAUCUUGAUGCCCAUCAGAGAAAUCACACUGGAGAGAAACCUUUUGAAUGUAAUCAAUGUGGAAAGACUUUCAAACAGAGCUGCAAUCUCACUGUCCAUCAGAGAAUUCACACUGGAGAGAAACCUUAUGAAUGUAAUCAGUGUGAAAAGGCUUUCCGAACAAAGUCCCAUCUUGCUGUUCAUCAGAGAAUUCACACUGGGGAGAAACCUUAUGAAUGUAAUCAAUGUGGGAAGACUUUCCGAACAAACUCCCAUCUUGCUUUACAUAAGAGAAUCCACACUGUAGAGAAACCUUAUGAAUGUAAUCAGUGUGGAAAGGCUUUCACAAAGAGCUCCAGUCUUGUUACACAUCAGAGAAUACACACUGGUGAGAAACCUUAUGAAUGUAAUCAAUGUGGAAAGGCUUUCACACAGAGGGCCAAUUUUGCUACACAUCAGAGAAUCCACUCUGGAGAGAAACCUUAUGAAUGUAAUCAGUGUGGAAAGGCUUUCACAGUGAGGGGCAAUCUUGCUGCACAUCAGAAAAUCCACACUGGAGAGAAACCUUUUGAAUGUAAUCAAUGUGGAAAGACUUUCAAAUAUAGCCCUAGUCUUGCUAGCCAUCAAAGAAUUCAUACUGGAGAGAAACCUUUUGAAUGUAAGCAGUGUGGAAAGACUUUCAGAUACAACUCCAGUCUUGGUAAGCAUCAGAGAAUCCACAGUAAAAACAACAAUGUGGAGAAAGUUUAUGAAUGUAAUCAGUGUGGAAAGGGUUUCACAAAAAAUUCCCAUCUUACUGGCCAUGAAAAUAUCCACAAUGUGGAGAAACCUUAUGAAUGUAAUCAGUGUGGACAGGCUUUUACACAUAGGGCCAACUUUGCUAAACAGGAGAGAAUCCACACUGGAGAGAAACUUUGUGAAUUAUAACAUUUAAAAGGUAUGAGAUACAUAGUUUCUGGGUAAUUGAUCAUUUUUUAAAUGAUACUAGCAUUUUAUUAAAAAGGGGGUUGGUGACACUCUCAAAUGCCAAAGACCUUUCAUGGCAAUGUGAUCACAGUUUAUAUGCCCUUGGAAGAGUAGGCAUUCCUGAGGGUGGCAAUCAACUCUAAUUGGUUAACAAGUAAUGAGAGAAUGAAUAUUGCAGGGAGAGGCUGGCUAAAUGUAACUUUGAUUAAAUCAUUUACUUCUAAGUUUUCCAGCCUUGGGCAAUCGAAUCUGAGAAUUCAUCUCCAUAAAGCACUUCUCAACCUUGAAUUCCUUUUAAGGUUGGAAAGGUCUGACCAUGAUUGAGGAGAAAAUUCAAUCUUAGAGAGUAAGCUUUGAAAUAAGGACUUUAGAGUAAAGGGGAAGUCUGGAUCUCUCCAAAUCAUUGUUUAGUAAUAAUCAUUUCUUUCAAUACUAUCAGUGUUGAAAGGAUUUCACUGGGAAGGGCAAUCUUGAUGCAAUCAGAAUCCACACUAGAGAGAUUUUUUUUUUUUGGUGGGGCAAUGGGGGUUAAGUGACUUGCCCAGAGUCACACAGCUAGUAAGUGUCAAGUGUCUGAGGCCAGAUUUGAACUCAGGUACUCCUGAAUCCAGGGCCGGUGCUUUAUCCAUUGCACCACCUAGCUGCCCCCAAGAGAAAUAUUAUGAAUGUCAUCAACAUGGAAAGGCUUUUUCAAAGAGCUCUAGGCUUUCUGCACAUCAGAGACUCCACACUGGAGGGAAACCUGAUGGGUGUCAUGUAUAUUAUAGCUUUUGGUUACUACUCAGCUUAUUUAAUGUAGAAUUCACAGUGGAAAGAAAUCUAAGGAAAAUAAGCAAUGUACUUGAGCCUUCAUCUCUCAUUUCUCAUCAGAAACUUCACAUUACAUGGAAGUAUCACUGUCAUGAAUGAGGAAUGGUAUUCCAAUGGAGUUCAGAGCUUGUUCAACAUUAAAAAAUUCAUUCUGAUUACCCAGCUCUGUGUAGACUCAAUAUGGAAGACUUUCAGAGGUCACUUACUUUUGUUUUUUUGUUUGUUUUGUUUUGUUUUUUGCGGGGCAA